This is a messenger RNA of Suillus paluster, 966 nucleotides long. RefSeq lists its product as uncharacterized. Gene Ontology annotation, molecular function: 3-dehydrosphinganine reductase activity. The transcript is spliced from 7 exons. Gene Ontology annotation, cellular component: endoplasmic reticulum membrane. Gene Ontology annotation, biological process: sphingolipid biosynthetic process. NCBI's taxonomy places the organism in Eukaryota, Fungi, Basidiomycota, Agaricomycetes, Boletales, Suillaceae. The record is from RefSeq and is a predicted model, not a curated record. The coding region runs from base 1 to 966 and encodes 321 amino acids.
AUGUUCGACUACUUCUCCUUGGCUUCCACAGCUGUACUACUUCUCACUCUUAUUUACUCGUCGACCUUCAUGUUCUCAGUCGAAAAACAUAUUUAUAUCACAGGCGGAAGCCAGGGUCUCGGAUUUGCACUCGCAAAGCUCGUUGCACGGAAGGGUGCUCAUGUUUCUAUAGUCGCGAGGACGCAAAGCAAGCUAGACGACGCACUAAAAGAGCUAGAGGUCCUUCGCCAAAGCCCAGACCAGGUAUUUAAAGCGUUUUCCUUCUCCCUCGACACAGCAGAGGAGUCUGCUGCUGCCCUUCGAGCUGCCAGUGACGCCCAUGGUGGACAUGUCCCAGACGCCGUCUUUGCGUGCGCUGGCGCUUCAAAACCGAUGUACCUUCUUGAUAUGCAAGCAGAGGACCUGACGCGCGGAAUGACGAAUGGCUACUGGGUACAGGCAUGGACUGCAUUCGCUGCUGCUAAACAAAUGGUCCGCGAGAAUAAGAAGGGGAAGAUCAUCCUGGUGUCAUCGAUACUUGGGUAUAUGUCUUUUGUUGGAUAUUCUUCUUAUUCCCCUGCAAAACAUGCUCUGCGUGGACUUGCCGACUCUUUGCACUCAGAACUGAUGCUCUAUGGCAUCGAUACUCACAUCUUCUUUCCUCCCACAAUGUAUACCCCUGGCUUUGACGAAGAAAACAAGACGAAGCCAGCUAUCACGAGAACAAUAGAGUCGACAGACAAAGGUCUGACAGCGGAACAGGCUGCUGUCGGACUGCUGGCAGGUAUCGAGAAGGGCCAUGCGCACAUCACCGCUGAUAUCCUCACGAGCUUCUUCCGAGCUUCGACGCGAGGUGCUGCUCCUCGUAGCAACGCUGCUCUAGACUUCGUCGGGAUACCGUUGUGGAGACGCUCGGUUGACAAGCAGGUGCUUGCGCAUCGCGAGGAACACCAGGAGUACUUGCGCAAGAAAGGAUUUUACAACUAA